Molecule: messenger RNA, 3006 nt
Organism: Momordica charantia (bitter melon)
Lineage: Eukaryota; Viridiplantae; Streptophyta; Magnoliopsida; Cucurbitales; Cucurbitaceae
Gene: NFS1
Product: nitrogen fixation S (NIFS)-like 1
Biological process (GO): [2Fe-2S] cluster assembly
Cellular component (GO): mitochondrion; cytosol
Molecular function (GO): cysteine desulfurase activity; pyridoxal phosphate binding
Source: RefSeq, a predicted model, not a curated record
AGUUGUGCCCUAAAAUUGAGAGUGAAGAGCUCUGAGUGACGAAUCUUCGCCACUGUAUUUAAGCAUAUUUAAUUCUCAGAGAGAGCGUGAAUCCAACACCAAUACAUCCUCUUCAAUGGCUUCCAAGAUUCUUGCAUCAAGUUUACGCCGCACCCUCACAAAAUCCACUCAAGCCGCCUCGCUCCUCCGCCCUCUCUCCACUGCUGCUGCUGUAGUCACUUCUCCGUCGGAGCCUCAUGAGGACGAAACUGGGAUUUCUAUGAAAGGUGUUAAAAUCUCUGGACGGCCGCUCUAUCUUGAUAUGCAAGCCACAUCGCCUGUUGAUCCUCGGGUGCUCGACGCUAUGCUUCCCUAUUAUCUCUCUCGUUAUGGCAAUCCACACUCUCGGACGCACCUCUACGGCUGGGAAUCGGACCAUGCCGUCGAGACCGCUCGCUCCCAAGUUGCUGCUCUUAUCGGUGCCUCACCUAAGGAGAUUGUUUUUACAUCUGGAGCAACCGAGUCCAAUAACAUAUCCGUUAAGGGGGUGAUGCACUUCUAUAGAGAAAAGAAAAGGCACUUGAUUACCACUCAGACUGAGCACAAGUGCGUUCUUGAUUCGUGCCGACAUUUACAGCAGGAGGGUUUUGAUAUUACCUAUUUACCGGUUGGGUCGGACGGAAUUGUUGACCUGGAGAAGCUCCGUUCCGCGAUUAGACCCGAAACUGGUCUUGUUUCGGUCAUGGCGGUUAAUAAUGAAAUUGGUGUUAUUCAGCCCAUGGAGGAAAUUGGGAAAAUUUGCAAGGAAUUCGGUGUUCCCUUCCAUACUGAUGCGGCUCAGGCUCUUGGGAAGAUUCCAAUUGAUGUGGAGAAGUGGAAUGUGAGCCUGAUGUCUUUGAGUGGACAUAAGGUUUAUGGGCCGAAGGGUAUUGGAGCUUUGUAUUUGCGGAGGAGGCCGAGGAUUCGAGUUGAGCCCCAGAUGAAUGGAGGAGGACAAGAGAGGGGCAUUAGGAGUGGGACUGUGCCAACCCCAUUGGUUGUGGGUAUGGGCGCAGCUUGUGAGCUUGCCAUGAAGGAAAUGGAAUAUGAUGAUAAGCGAAUAACUGCACUGCAGGAACGGCUUCUGAAUGGCAUAAAUGCAAAGCUUGAAGGAGUUGUGGUGAAUGGUAGUAUGGAGAGGCGGUAUCCUGGCAAUCUGAAUUUGUCAUUUGCUUAUGUUGAGGGGGAAAGCUUGCUUAUGGGAUUGAAGGAUGUGGCUGUUUCGAGCGGGAGUGCAUGCACUAGCGCCAGUUUGGAGCCUUCAUAUGUGUUGAGGGCGUUGGGAGUGGAUGAGGACAUGGCUCACACUUCAAUCAGGUUUGGAAUCGGGAGGUUCACCACUGAGGCUGAGAUUGAUCGAGCAAUUGAAUUAACAGUACAUCAGGUGGAAAAAUUGAGGGAAAUGAGUCCCCUUUAUGAAAUGGUAAAGGAGGGGAUAAACAUCAAGGAAAUCCAGUGGGCGCAACACUGAUUGCUAUUAUUCUCUGAUAUAAGAUAUAUAUGCCAGUGCUUUGAAUUCUAUGGGAUAUUAUGUGGGUUGUUUAACAGUCAUGGAGAGCCAUCUGAGCUUUAUUACGAUGUACCAUAUUGAUAUGCUUCCAUUGCAACUAUUAGUAACUGAGUAAAUGGCUUUUGUUAGCUUCUCAUAUGUCUUAGAAUUGUGUCUUGGUCACUUGAUGUUGUUCAAGAGAGACAUACUUAUUAUCGGGAAAAAGGGUCGGAUGAUACUAUCUUUGUGAGCAGAAGAUGCUGCAAAGUUGGGUAAAAAUUGAUAUUAAUUUUCUCUGUGUGCAAUGCUUUCUUAUGAAGCCAUCAGGUAGUUUAGUCCUCUAGAGAUAAUAUGAGCGAGACAUUAAGCUAGAGUACUGUGUUGGUUUAUCUGCCUGAAAUUAGUAGUUGCCUAGUUGGGUAAAAAUUGAGCUCAUACUGUCACUUCCAACAUGAUCUUUCUAAUUAACGGUGUCAGUUUUCAUCUCCUUGAACUUUCCAUUAAAGAAGAUAGUUCAAACGGCCAGAUGAGGCAUCCUCUCGUGCCAAGAUAGCUAAGACUAGAGAAAUGCCUGCCGGUUGGAGUUAACCAAAACACAAGGAUAGGUGCAAAAACACAGAGAUAAAGGAACGACCAAUUGGCCUAGAUAUCAUAGAUUUAGGUAUCUGCUGUUGAGAUUACCUGAAGAAAGGUUCCACCUUCUACUAAUCCAAGAUGAAUGAUUCUGUUUGUAUCCGCCUCAAGCAAUAUAAACACCUAUUCUCCAAUCUCUCUUUCAUCGAGAUUCCUCCUGAUGAAUGCAUAGUUAGAGGCUCUUGGCUGGGUAUGCUAAUGUGAGAUCUUUUUUUUUUCUCUUAACAAGAGAGCUUCCAGCUCCAUCACUCUAGAGCACCGUGAAUGUUCAAGCGGAGUGCACAGGUUGAAGUUGUUCGAGAAGAUGGCACUCCAGAAAAAAAACAUUAUGCAACUUAUAUUAUUCUUGUAGACUUCAUGGACGAUAGUCUAGUCUUAUGGAGCAACGUCAUGUGGGGGUAAAAGGCUUGUGAAAAUCCUUCAACUUUUUUGACAUCAUAUGAAGUAAAAAAGUAUGCAAUGGUCAUUCCUAACCUGAUAUGGCUGGAAUUUGAAGUUUUCAUACAUCGAACAGAAACUUUAUGCAAAUAUUCCUGUGCAGUUGAGUAGCCAUCUACAGCGAAACUCUGGAUCAAGAAGACUCUGGCUACAUCAUUUUUUAUUUCGACCCCGCUAGAUAAGGAUGUGCUUCCAGGUUUUUCUUUCGUUCAAGUUCAACUUCUUGGAGUUGCAGAUCUUCACUGGCAUGGCCUUUUAGGUAAAUGGGAGGGAUGAUAGCCGGGCUGCUAGUAGACUGAAUAUGAUUAUUAAUUUUUAGGAUGAACCUGAAGAAGUCAGUGGAAAGUCCUGUGCACGGUCAUUGACAGCUAUGAUGAGUUUUCUGAAGAAAGCUUUUUAUUCAAUGAACCAUGUUUUUUAUUGCAUUA